This is a messenger RNA of Capsicum annuum, 1675 nucleotides long. RefSeq names its product zinc finger CCCH domain-containing protein 11. The record is from RefSeq and is a predicted model, not a curated record. Gene Ontology annotation, molecular function: metal ion binding; mRNA binding. Gene Ontology annotation, cellular component: cytosol. Bases 264 to 1382 code for a protein of 372 amino acids. The transcript is spliced from 8 exons. Lineage: Eukaryota; Viridiplantae; Streptophyta; Magnoliopsida; Solanales; Solanaceae. Gene Ontology annotation, biological process: cytoplasmic translation.
CACAGAGACUGUUUUUGGAAAAAAGGACUUCUAUAGAAGGAAAACAUAUUUUGUUAGUGACUAUAGUGUACCUCCCAAAACAAAUUAGGACCAUAACACCAUUCACAGAACUUGAAAGCUAUAAUAUUUUACCCUUCUUCCCUUCUCACCAAAAUUCCCUUACACCUGAUAUAUCAUCCUAGGGUUUUCACUCGCCGGAAAAAAUUCCAAUUUUCCGACGAAUCGACCGGCGUGAUUUGGGGAUUUUUAUAUGAGAAUACAAUAUGCCGCCGAAGCAAUCGAAAUCAGAUAUAGCAAAGAAGCAGAAAAUAGUAGAAGACAAAACAUUCGGUCUCAAAAAUAAGAAUAAGUCUAAAAAUGUUCAGAAAUAUGUUCAGUCUUUACAGCAAAAUGUUGUCCCUAAAGUCGACCCAAAAAAAGCUGAUGCUAAGAAAAAGAAGGAGGAAGAGAAAGCCAGAGAGAAAGAGCUUAACGAAUUGUUCAAAGUCGCUAUUAGCCAGCCUAAAGUGCCCCUGGGUGUUGAUCCAAAAUCUAUCUUAUGUGAGUUCUAUAAGGCGGGGCAAUGUGCUAAGGGUUUUAAGUGCAAGUUCUCUCACGAUCUGAACGUUCAGAGAAAAGGAGAGAAGAUUGAUAUUUUCAGCGAUAAGCGUGAUGAAGAUGGAAAGGGAACAAUGGAAGAAUGGGAUCAAGAGACAUUGGAGAAGGUUGUGGCGUCUAAAAGUCAGGAGUAUAACAAGAACAAACCAACUGACAUUGUAUGUAAAUACUUUUUGGAAGCUGUGGAGAAGAAGCAGUAUGGUUGGUUUUGGGUCUGUCCAAAUGGUGGUAAAGAAUGCCAUUACAGGCAUGCACUUCCUCCUGGAUAUAUUCUGAAGUCACAAAUGAAAGCUUUGUUACAAGAGGAAGCUGACAAGAUGCCUAUUGAAGAAGAAAUUGAUGAACAGCGUGCAAAAUUAACUUCUUCAACUCCUUUGACCACUGAUUUAUUUAUGGAAUGGAAAAAGAAGAAAAUGGAAGAACGAGAGGCCAAUUUGGCCAAGGAGAGGGCAGAUAGAGCUAAGAAUGAUCGCAUGAGUGGUCGUGAGCUGUUCAUGUCGGACGCUAGCUGGUUUGUGGAUGAUGUGGGGGCCUAUGACAAGUAUGAAAGGGAAGAAGAGCCUGCUGAACCCCAAAAGGAGAAUAAGGAUUCUGCUGGAGGUGAGGCAAGCUCCUCAACGUCAGCCCAGACUACCCGCGAUGGUGGUGAGACUUCUCGUAAUAAUGAAGUGGAUGACAAUUAUGACGAUGAUGAUGAUGACUUCGAUGUGGACGAGUUAAAUGAACUGGAAGCUAGCCUUUCAAAAACGUCGUUACAAAUCAAUGAACCUGGUAGUCGUGCUUAAUCCUUGGGCCCAAAAUUUAUGCACAUGGUAUACUUAUCGGUGCAUGUGCUUUCAUAUCCAUGUGAUUUAGAAAUAUGUUGCCAUGCCAAAUGGAAUGGGAUGAAAUGUACCGUGUCGAGAUGCCCUAAUAAUUGCUCUCUAUUUAUUAGGUCUUGCGUCAGUUCUGAUGAGUUGUGACUUCUUUCCAGAAUUUUGUGAUGAAUUGAACUUCUCUGGUUGUCUUUUUACCACAUAAGAGAGCUAUCAUUUGUAUUUUACUUCUACUACAACAACCACUACUAAGCUUUGAAGCA